Molecule: messenger RNA, 1943 nt
Organism: Exophiala oligosperma
Lineage: Eukaryota; Fungi; Ascomycota; Eurotiomycetes; Chaetothyriales; Herpotrichiellaceae
Exons: 4
Coding region: 178-1308 (376 amino acids)
Biological process (GO): pyruvate decarboxylation to acetyl-CoA
Molecular function (GO): pyruvate dehydrogenase (acetyl-transferring) activity
Source: RefSeq, a predicted model, not a curated record
CUGAAUCGCUCCCAAAGCUGCGCCCGGAGUUGAAACGAAGCUCCCCCAAUGCAAAAGAUUCCCGUCCAACAUUUCUUGUCCCUUUCGGCUCGCGUAUAAAAGUUGUCCGCCAGAUCAUUUUCAUCGGCGGGAAGCACUUGAAGGUCUUCUCAGUUCUCAUCUCCUUCUGCUCCUGCAAUGGCUGCCUCCAGACUCCUCAGACCGGCCUCAAGGCUGCUGUCCCAACGGACUGCCAUUCCCUCAUCCAUCCGUCCUUCAUUCAGACAAGCCGCUCCCCUCUCACUUCCAACGAUACGCGGGUAUGCCUCAGAGUCGAACCAGACCUUCACGGUCCGAGAUGCGCUCAAUGAAGCUCUCGCAGAGGAGUUGGAAUUGGAUGACAAAGUCUUCGUCAUGGGCGAGGAAGUUGCCCAGUAUAAUGGUGCCUACAAGGUGACCAAGGGGCUUUUGGACAGAUUCGGGCCGAAGAGAGUGAUUGAUACACCCAUCACCGAAUCUGGAUUCUGUGGUUUGGCCGUUGGCGCAGCUUUGGCCGGCCUCCAUCCUGUCUGCGAGUUCAUGACGUUUAACUUCGCCAUGCAAGCCAUUGACCAGGUCAUCAACUCCGCAGCCAAGACACAUUACAUGUCGGGCGGUAUCCAACCCUGCCCUAUUGUUUUCCGUGGCCCCAACGGAUUUGCGGCUGGUGUAGCUGCGCAGCAUUCACAAGAUUAUUCUGCUUGGUACGGAAGCAUCCCAGGCCUCAAGGUUGUAGCACCAUGGUCUGCAGAGGAUGCAAAGGGUUUGUUGAAGGCAGCCAUCAGAGAUCCCAACCCGGUAGUUGUUCUCGAGAACGAACUUCUCUACGGACAAGCAUUCCCUAUGAGCGCCGAAGCACAGAAGAACGACUUUGUCAUUCCCUUCGGCAAGGCUAAGAUCGAACGCCCUGGCAAAGACCUGACCAUUGUCACCCUUUCACGCUGCGUUGGACAAUCAUUGGAGGCAGCAGACGUGCUCAAGAAGAAGUACGGCGUGGAAGCAGAGGUCAUCAACCUACGAUCAGUAAAACCUAUGGAUGUUGAAGCCAUCAUCAAAUCAGUCAAGAAGACAGGUGCUUUGAUGGCAGUCGAGUCUGGUUUCCCGGCGUUUGGCGUCGGUGCCGAAAUUCUGGCGUUGGCUGUCGAGUAUGGCUUCGACUACCUUCAGGCGCCUCCUGUUCGCGUGACGGGUGCCGAAGUUCCGACGCCGUACGCACAAAAGCUGGAGGAGCUGGCCUUCCCUCAAAUUGACACCAUCACCAACUACGCCGCCAAGCUCUUGAGGGUGUAAAGGCACGGGAUCUCAGGGCUUCAAAAGGAGCAUUCUGGAUGUGUUAUUAGCGAACGCGUUUUCAAACCUGGUGGAGAAUCUGGAUCUGGUCUGGUUUGGGUUGCUGUUGAGUGGCUACCACAUGGUCGCCGGCAAUUGUUAUAAUUUCAGCUUCAGCUAGUCCCAUGUAUUGCAUGAACCGGUGGUAUGACACGAAAAGACUUCUGACGCAUAUUGCUUUGUCGUACUCCAUAUACUAACAAGAAAACCCAUUGCGGAACGCCACAAGUGAUGGAGAGCUCGCUUGCGAGUGCAACUUUCCAAUGACAGGGCAGCAGUUGGUACCACUAAAAAGAAUAUACUGAUAUGUAUGCUCAAUCUGGCGACAGGAGGUCGAGGGCUUUUCGUAUUCGUGGUUGCACAGAAUAUCCAGAUAUUGUCACCAGCCCCUGACAACCAGCGCCUUGGGAUCGAAAGUGAUACAAGACUUGCAUACAAGAUCAGCUCGGCCAAUGCGAAUGAGUAUUAUUGAAGCUCGAAUCUGUCAAGCACAUGGCGAGUUGGAUGCUAAGCCGGUGAUGCCGGGGCUGCGAACAAACAAGAUGGGCCUAGACCUUCUUCAACCUCACCAUCGACUUCACACCAGUGGGCCUUCA